GGAGCGCGCCGCUUCUCUGGCUGGCGAGGCGCCGCGGAGCGAACGGGGCGCCGGUCCGCCACCUCAGCGUCCGCUUCGCCGAGCCCCGGGCUCCGGUGUCCGCCCAGCCCCGCGGGGGCGGCAGCUUUGGGCGGCCCGGCGUGCGGGCAGGCCCGAGGCCCGAGGGCCGGGGGCGGCGUGAGUAGCUAGCGGAGACCGCGAGCGGGCUGGCGGCCGGCAUGUCGGUGCCGGAUGCGAUGCCGCUGCCCGUGGCCGGCGUCGGGGUCGGCGAGGAGCUGAAGCAGGCCAAGGAGAAGGAGGACGCCGAGAAGUACUCGUUCAUGGCCACCGUCACCAAGGCGCCCAAGAAGCAAAUUCAGUUUGCUGAUGACAUGCAGGAAUUCACCAAGUUCCCUACCAAGACUGGCCGAAGGUCCUUAUCUCGUUCCAUCUCACAGUCCUCUACGGACAGCUAUAGUUCAGCUGCAUCCUAUACAGACAGCUCCGAUGAUGAGGUUUCCCCGAGAGAGAAGCAACAAACCAACUCCAAAGGCAGCAGCAAUUUUUGUGUGAAGAAUAUCAAACAAGCAGAAUUUGGGCGCCGGGAGAUUGAGAUUGCUGAACAAGGCAUAUUCUAUACAGGGAGGGAGUCGGGGAACCAAAGAGACCUCCACGAUGGGGUGAGACAGAGCAUGGAAAAGCAGAAGCAAGUCGCUUCAGCUGAGGACAUGUCUGCUCUGAUUUCACUCAGGAAACGUGCUCAGGGGGAGAAGCCCUUGGCUGGUGCUAAAAUAGUGGGCUGUACACACAUCACGGCCCAGACUGCAGUGUUGAUUGAGACACUCUGUGCCCUAGGGGCUCAGUGUCGCUGGUCUGCCUGCAAUAUCUACUCCACUCAGAAUGAGGUUGCAGCUGCAUUGGCAGAAGCUGGUGUUGCAGUGUUUGCAUGGAAAGGGGAAUCAGAGGAUGACUUCUGGUGGUGCAUUGACCGCUGUGUGAACAUGGAUGGUUGGCAAGCCAACAUGAUCCUGGAUGAUGGGGGAGACUUAACUCACUGGGUUUAUAAGAAGUACCCAAACGUGUUUAAGAAGAUCCGAGGCAUUGUGGAGGAGAGCGUGACUGGUGUGCACAGGCUAUAUCAGCUCUCCAAAGCUGGCAAGCUCUGCGUUCCAGCCAUGAAUGUCAAUGACUCUGUUACCAAACAGAAGUUUGAUAACUUGUACUGCUGCCGAGAGUCCAUUUUGGAUGGCCUCAAGAGGACCACAGAUGUGAUGUUUGGAGGAAAACAAGUGGUGGUGUGUGGGUAUGGCGAGGUGGGAAAGGGAUGUUGUGCUGCUCUGAAGGCCCUCGGAGCAAUAGUCUACAUCACAGAAAUUGAUCCUAUUUGUGCCCUUCAGGCCUGUAUGGACGGGUUCCGGGUGGUGAAGUUAAAUGAAGUCAUUCGACAAGUGGAUGUGGUGAUAACUUGCACAGGAAAUAAAAAUGUAGUGACCCGGGAACACUUGGACCGAAUGAAGAAUAGCUGCAUUGUGUGUAACAUGGGCCACUCCAAUACCGAAAUUGACGUGACAAGCCUCCGGACACCCGAAUUGACAUGGGAGCGAGUUCGCUCUCAGGUGGACCAUGUCAUCUGGCCGGAUGGCAAACGUGUUGUCCUCCUGGCAGAGGGUCGCCUGCUUAACCUGAGCUGUUCGACAGUUCCCACUUUUGUUCUUUCCAUCACAGCUACAACCCAGGCCUUGGCUCUGAUAGAACUCUACAAUGCCCCAGAAGGACGCUACAAACAGGAUGUGUAUUUGCUGCCCAAGAAGAUGGAUGAAUAUGUGGCCAGUUUGCACCUGCCUUCAUUUGAUGCCCACCUGACAGAGCUGACAGAUGACCAAGCAAAAUAUCUGGGACUCAACAAAAAUGGGCCAUUCAAGCCCAAUUAUUACAGAUACUGAUGGACCAUAUUGCAGAGGACCAGUCCACACAGAACCACAUAACUUUUAAAAAAAUAUUUUUUAAAAUAACUUUUAUUUUCAUUUUACUCUUUUCUUGAAUUUCUUUUCGCUGUGGUUUAAUACUCUUUUUCUCAUGUCUUUGUCUGUCUAAGCUCGCUAAACCGCACAGGGAUUUGUUUCCUAGCUUUACAGAUGAAACUGAGGGUUCAAGAUUUCUUACCCUAGUCACUACAGAAGGAAUUCAUUUUCCUAGCUAGGAGGGGUGAUACUUUCCUGUAGUUACCUUUACCCAUCCUGGGGCACCUUAGUCUUAAUGGGGUACCUUAAUAACAGAAAACACUAAGGUACUCUUUUCUAUGUGGAACAAUCUGCAAUGUCUAAAUUGCCUUAAAAGAGCCCAUUUCUUAGCUGCUGAAUCAGGGCUUCUUCACGACUGUUGGAGGAGCAAAGGCGGUACCUCCCAGCUGGGUAGGUGAGAUAUAAGCUGUGUGCAUGUUUGUGGAUUACCCUCAGAAGUCGCAGGCCCUGUUUCUUGUGCAAGGCACCAUCACUGGUUCAGAGGAGAGCUGGCGAAUGGAUGCCUGUUUAAAGCCCACCCAGACCGAGCACGUCCUCUUCCACUCCCAGGGCGCCUUCUGCAUUCUUUUCUAGUUUUUAGCCAGACUGCACCUGUCUCAACUGAAAUUUCUCUUUCAACACCAGUUUCUGUUGUACAAUUUUUUUUUUAAGGAAAAUUUUUAGAGUUAACACUUGUGGAACUGCUUGGCACUUGGUAGGUGCCAGUCCCUCUUUCUCCUUUAGACACCUGAUAAGGAGGGUGCAGAGCCAUGUCUAGUCAGCUGCUGGGCUCAGACUCCAUGGGAAGCCUCUUUGUUUCUAGCCCACGGUUUUAUAGUGUCAGUAAAUUGGGGCCAUAGCUGCUCGUUCCAUAGCUCUUCCACUGUAUUGCUCGUACUGAAGGCGAAUUUAUUAAACAAUCACUCAGAAUAAAGCACUGAAUUGCUUUUUGAGGCUGUGUCCCUAAAGAGCACUUAUCUGGUCAGCUGCACAUCUGUCCCUGAACACAUCUGGGGUAGCUGGCAGUGGGGAGAAAAUCGGUAGAUGAAGCUGGGGUGAGAGAGUGACCUGUCUGCAGCUUCAGGCUGUGUUGAGAUUAGUCUGACAUUUCACUCUGGUGUCACUUUUGAUUGGUGCAUCCAGCAGAAGGAAAUUAAGGUCUGUGCAUUCAAAGUACAUCCAUUCAAGGCAAAGAAUAUGGCUGGUAGGUCCUGGCUUGUAUUCCCUAGACACCCACAGAGCCAUUUUCUGAAGCACCAGAGAAAUACAUCCUUAAACUACAAACCUAGCUUGCCAGUCUCUCUGCAUGGUAAACUGAGCUUCGGGCUCAGUAGCUUUUAAGGACAUACUUGUUCAAAAUCCUAAUCACCCUCUACUAGCUUUGAACAAUGGUACUAUUGAGCUGGUUCAUAAGUUGGUAUUGGGAAUUUAGGUCUUUGAUUUCUCUACUACUGAUGACCAGAAAGACAGAAAUUACAACCGGAAAAACAAGAAAAGAAAGCUCCCAACCUGUUCCCUCCUAUCAAGAGACAGUGCCUCAUGCCAAAAUAUUUCUCCUUUUCCUGUCCUCUUCCUUUUUACCACAUUCAAUCCUUUAUUAGUGUGACUAUGCUUUCUUCUCCAUAGAUGCUAUUGGAGCCCCAUUUUCCUAAGGCAGACCCAGUUUGUAUCUGUUCUUCCAAAGAGAACAGACCACCACCCUUAUUAGGAGGUAUUCUGACUAUCAGUGUCCCCACUGACUUUCCCCAUUGGAGGGAAAUAGCCCAGGUUCAUGCUACCCUCUGGCCUACUUCCCUGCUCCCAUAUCUAUUACUACGUCAAUAGGAAUAUUAGAUAAGGGCUCCAUCUCUGUUCAAGCCAUGUAACAAAGGACAUUAUAGAAUGAGGUGUUGUAGAUCAGAGGGAGCACGUGGAGAGCAACCUGGGGUGGAAUAGGUUUAUUUUGUAUAUGAAUGAUUUUUAAUGAAUGCAAUAUUAAUCCUUGCAGAUAAGCAAUAAUCAUUAAAGUCGAUUAGAAAAUU
Molecule: messenger RNA, 4000 nt
Organism: Trichosurus vulpecula (common brushtail)
Lineage: Eukaryota; Metazoa; Chordata; Mammalia; Diprotodontia; Phalangeridae
Gene: AHCYL1
Product: adenosylhomocysteinase like 1
Exons: 18
Coding region: 219-1922 (567 amino acids)
Biological process (GO): L-methionine cycle
Cellular component (GO): cytosol
Source: RefSeq, a predicted model, not a curated record